Messenger RNA from Pan troglodytes (chimpanzee), 5279 nucleotides. It is a transcript of the gene ATP7B, whose product is annotated as ATPase copper transporting beta. Gene Ontology annotation, cellular component: trans-Golgi network; plasma membrane. The coding region runs from base 422 to 4819 and encodes 1465 amino acids. The transcript has 22 exons. Gene Ontology annotation, biological process: intracellular copper ion homeostasis; copper ion import; copper ion export. The record is from RefSeq and is a predicted model, not a curated record. Gene Ontology annotation, molecular function: copper ion binding; ATP binding; ATP hydrolysis activity. Lineage: Eukaryota; Metazoa; Chordata; Mammalia; Primates; Hominidae.
GGAGGCCAUUGGCUGGCCUUUGCGCACAGCGUAUCGAUUUUCCAGGUGCGGAGUUCACUCUUGCCGCGGUUGCUUCCUUUGGGACCCACGGCGUCCGGCAGCCAGGCGCAGAGUCCGAGGAGGGGGCAGCGCAGAGCGGACCCGACGCGGCGCCGCCGGGCACCUUCCCCGCAGGCGGUGGGUGAGCCCUGGGAGCUGAGUCUGCGGCCCGGCUCUGCGCAGCUCACCUGCCCUCCCGCUCCCGCACACGCGUGAGAUCCCAGUACAGCGUCGGAGCGCACCAGCGCGAGGUGGCCGAGACCGCGGAGAAGGACGGGCCUCCGCCCUGCGGCGCCGGCACGGCAGAGGACACUGUGGCACUGGCACGGUGACCUUUUGCUCUGAGCCAGAUCAGAGAAGAAUUCGGUGUCCGUGCGGGACGAUGCCUGAGCAGGAGAGACAGAUCACAGCCAGAGAAGGGGCCAGUCGGAAAAUCUUAUCUAAGCUUUCUUUGCCUACCCGUGCCUGGGAACCAGCAAUGAAGAAGAGUUUUGCUUUUGACAAUGUUGGCUAUGAAGGUGGUCUGGAUGGCCUGGGCCCUUCUUCUCAGGUGGCCACCAGCACAGUCAGGAUCUUGGGCAUGACUUGCCAGUCAUGUGUGAAGUCCAUUGAGGACAGGAUUUCCAAUUUGAAAGGCAUCGUCAGCAUGAAGGUUUCCCUGGAACAAGGCAGUGCCACUGUGAAAUAUGUGCCAUCGGUUGUGUGCCUGCAACAGGUUUGCCAUCAAAUUGGGGACAUGGGCUUCGAGGCCAGCAUUGCAGAAGGAAAGGCAGCCUCCUGGCCCUCAAGGUCCUUGCCUGCCCAGGAGGCUGUGGUCAAGCUCCGGGUGGAGGGCAUGACCUGCCAGUCCUGUGUCAGCUCCAUUGAAAGCAAGGUCCGGAAACUGCAAGGAGUAGUGAGAGUCAAAGUCUCACUCAGCAACCAAGAGGCCGUCAUCACUUAUCAGCCUUAUCUCAUUCAGCCCGAAGACCUCAGGGACCAUGUAAAUGACAUGGGAUUUGAAGCUGCCAUCAAGAACAAAGUGGCUCCCUUAAGCCUGGGACCAAUUGAUAUUGAGCGGUUACAAAGCACUAACCCAAAGAGACCUUUAUCUUCUGCUAACCAGAAUUUUAAUAAUUCUGAGACCUUGGGGCACCAAGGAAGCCAUGUGGUCACCCUCCAACUGAGAAUAGAUGGAAUGCAUUGUAAGUCUUGCAUCUUGAAUAUUGAAGAAAAUAUUGGCCAGCUCCUAGGGGUUCAAAGUAUUCAAGUGUCCUUGGAGAACAAAACUGCCCAAGUACAGUAUGACCCUUCUUGUACCAGCCCAGUGGCUCUGCAGAGGGCUAUCGAGGCACUUCCACCUGGGAACUUUAAAGUUUCUCUUCCUGAUGGAGCCGAAGGGAGUGGGACAGAUCACAGGUCUUCCAGUUCUCAUUCCCCUGGCUCCCCCCCGAGAAACCAGGUCCAGGGCACAUGCAGUACCACUCUGAUUGCCAUUGCCGGCAUGACCUGUGCAUCCUGUGUCCAUUCCAUUGAAGGCAUGAUCUCCCAACUGGAAGGGGUGCAGCAAAUAUCAGUGUCUUUGGCCGAAGGGACUGCAACAGUUCUUUAUAAUCCCUCUGUAAUUAGCCCAGAAGAACUCAGAGCUGCUAUAGAAGACAUGGGAUUUGAGGCUUCAGUCGUUUCUGAAAGCUGUUCUACUAACCCUCUUGGAAAUCACAGUGCUGGGAAUUCCAUGGUGCAAACUACAGGUGGUACACCUACAUCUGUGCAGGAAGUGGCUCCCCACGCUGGGAGGCUCCCUGCAAACCAUGCCCCAGACAUCUUGGCAAAGUCCCCACAAUCAACCAGAGCAGUGGCACCGCAGAAGUGCUUCUUACAGAUCAAAGGCAUGACCUGUGCAUCCUGUGUGUCUAACAUAGAAAGGAAUCUGCAGAAAGAAGCUGGUGUUCUCUCCGUGUUGGUUGCCUUGAUGGCAGGAAAGGCAGAGGUCAAGUAUGACCCAGAGGUCAUCCAGCCACUCGAGAUAGCUCAGUUCAUCCAGGACCUGGGCUUUGAGGCAGCAGUCAUGGAGGACUACGCAGGCUCCGAUGGCAACAUUGAGCUGACGAUCACAGGGAUGACCUGCGCGUCCUGUGUCCACAACAUAGAGUCCAAACUCACGAGGACAAAUGGCAUCACUUAUGCCUCCGUUGCCCUUGCCACCAGCAAAGCCCUUGUUAAGUUUGACCCAGAAAUUAUCGGUCCACGGGAUAUUAUCAAAAUUAUUGAGGAAAUUGGCUUUCAUGCUUCCCUGGCCCAGAGAAACCCCAACGCUCGUCACUUGGACCACAAGAUGGAAAUAAAGCAGUGGAAGAAGUCUUUCCUGUGCAGCCUGGUGUUUGGCAUCCCUGUCAUGGCCUUAAUGAUCUAUAUGCUGAUACCCAGCAAUGAGCCCCACCAGUCCAUGGUCCUGGACCACAACAUCAUUCCAGGACUGUCCAUUCUAAAUCUCAUCUUCUUUAUCUUGUGUACCUUUGUCCAGCUCCUCGGUGGGUGGUACUUCUACGUUCAGGCCUACAAAUCUCUGAGACACAGGUCAGCCAACAUGGACGUGCUCAUCGUCCUGGCCACAAGCAUUGCUUAUGUUUAUUCUCUGGUCAUCCUGGUGGUUGCUGUGGCUGAGAAGGCGGAGAGGAGCCCUGUGACAUUCUUCGACACGCCCCCCAUGCUCUUCGUGUUCAUUGCCCUGGGCCGGUGGCUGGAACACUUGGCAAAGAGCAAAACCUCAGAAGCCCUGGCUAAACUCAUGUCUCUCCAAGCCACAGAAGCCACCGUUGUGACCCUUGGUGAGGACAAUUUAAUCAUCAGGGAGGAGCAAGUCCCCAUGGAGCUGGUGCAGCGGGGCGAUAUCGUCAAGGUGGUCCCUGGGGGAAAGUUUCCAGUGGAUGGGAAAGUCCUGGAAGGCAAUACCAUGGCUGAUGAGUCCCUCAUCACAGGAGAAGCCAUGCCAGUCACUAAGAAACCUGGAAGCACUGUAAUUGCGGGGUCUAUAAAUGCACAUGGCUCUGUGCUCAUUAAAGCUACCCACGUGGGCAAUGACACCACUUUGGCUCAGAUUGUGAAACUGGUGGAAGAGGCUCAGAUGUCAAAGGCACCCAUUCAGCAGCUGGCUGACCGGUUUAGUGGAUAUUUUGUCCCAUUUAUCAUCAUCAUGUCAACUUUGACGUUGGUGGUAUGGAUUGUAAUCGGUUUUAUCGAUUUUGGUGUUGUUCAGAAAUACUUUCCUAACCCCAACAAGCACAUCUCCCAGACAGAGGUGAUCAUCCGGUUUGCUUUCCAGACGUCCAUCACGGUGCUGUGCAUUGCCUGCCCCUGCUCCCUGGGGCUGGCCACGCCCACGGCUGUCAUGGUGGGCACCGGGGUGGCCGCACAGAAUGGCAUCCUCAUCAAGGGAGGCAAGCCCCUGGAGAUGGCGCACAAGAUAAAGACUGUGAUGUUUGACAAGACUGGCACCAUUACCCAUGGCGUCCCCAGGGUCAUGCGGGUGCUCCUGCUGGGGGAUGUGGCCACACUGCCCCUCAGGAAGGUUCUGGCUGUGGUGGGGACUGCGGAGGCCAGCAGUGAACACCCCUUGGGCGUGGCAGUCACCAAAUACUGUAAAGAGGAACUUGGAACAGAGACCUUGGGAUACUGCACGGACUUCCAGGCAGUGCCAGGCUGUGGAAUUGGGUGCAAAGUCAGCAACGUGGAAGGCAUCCUGGCCCACAGUGAGCGCCCUUUGAGGGCACUGGCCAGUCACCUGAAUGAGGCUGGCAGCCUUCCCGCAGAAAAAGAUGCAGCCCCCCAGACCUUCUCUGUGCUGAUUGGAAACCGUGAGUGGCUGAGGCGCAACGGUUUAACCAUUUCUAGCGACGUCAGUGACGCUAUGACAGACCACGAGAUGAAAGGACAGACAGCCAUCCUGGUGGCUAUUGACGGUGUGCUCUGUGGGAUGAUCGCUAUUGCAGAUGCUGUCAAGCAGGAGGCUGCCCUGGCUGUGCACACGCUGCAAAGCAUGGGUGUGGACGUGGUUCUGAUCACGGGGGACAACCGGAAGACAGCCAGAGCCAUUGCCACCCAGGUUGGCAUCAACAAAGUCUUUGCAGAGGUGCUGCCUUCGCACAAGGUGGCCAAGGUCCAGGAGCUCCAGAAUAAAGGGAAGAAAGUCGCCAUGGUGGGGGAUGGGGUCAAUGACUCCCCAGCCUUGGCCCAGGCAGACAUGGGUGUUGCCAUUGGCACCGGCACGGAUGUGGCCAUCGAGGCAGCCGACGUCGUCCUUAUCAGAAAUGAUUUGCUGGACGUGGUGGCUAGCAUUCACCUUUCCAAGAGGACUGUCCGAAGGAUACGCAUCAACCUGGUCCUGGCACUGAUUUAUAACCUGGUUGGGAUACCCAUUGCAGCAGGUGUCUUCAUGCCCAUCGGCAUUGUGCUGCAGCCCUGGAUGGGCUCAGCGGCCAUGGCAGCCUCCUCUGUGUCUGUGGUGCUCUCAUCCCUGCAGCUCAAGUGCUAUAAGAAGCCUGACCUGGAGAGGUAUGAGGCACAGGCGCAUGGCCACAUGAAGCCCCUGACGGCAUCGCAGGUCAGUGUGCACAUAGGCAUGGAUGACAGGCGGAGGGACUCCCCCAGGGCCACACCAUGGGACCAGGUCAGCUAUGUCAGCCAGGUGUCGCUGUCCUCCCUGACGUCCGACAAGCCAUCUCGGCACAGCGCUGCAGCAGACGAUGGUGGGGACAAGUGGUCUCUGCUCCUGAAUGGCAGGGAUGAGGAGCAGUACAUCUGAUGACUUCAGGCAGGCGGACCGGGGCAGGGACUUGCCUCCACUCACCACAAGCUGAGCAGGACAGCCAGCAGCAGGAUGGGCUGAGCUAGCCUCCAGCUUUGGGGACUUCCACUCCCUGGAUAUGUCCAGUCAUCCUGCCCUGCAGCACGCGGCCUUGUCUGGGUGCAGCUGGGCUUGGCCUGGAGAGGACGGCCCUGCCUGCCUCUUGGCCUCACGGGACCGUCAGCAUGGGCUUUGUCUUGGACUCUAGUCCUUGGCUGGACUGUAGAAGGUGAGAGGCGAGUCACCCUCCUCACAGACCUCUGCUUGGAGUAUUUAGGAUGACUGCUAUGAAAUGGAGAACAGUUUCAUCAGGACCAAAAAACCUCACUGGGCCUUUCCAGAGAACUGCAGACCUCACUGUCAGGCUCUUUCUGAUGACGCCUGUCUGUGUGCAUCAUGUUUCUGAGACCACAGUUUA